Toxotes jaculatrix (banded archerfish) is the source of this 3705-nucleotide messenger RNA. RefSeq names its product zinc finger and BTB domain-containing protein 39. The coding region runs from base 172 to 2751 and encodes 859 amino acids. Gene Ontology annotation, cellular component: nucleus. Gene Ontology annotation, molecular function: DNA-binding transcription factor activity, RNA polymerase II-specific; protein binding; RNA polymerase II cis-regulatory region sequence-specific DNA binding. NCBI's taxonomy places the organism in Eukaryota, Metazoa, Chordata, Actinopteri, Toxotidae. The record is from RefSeq and is a predicted model, not a curated record. Gene Ontology annotation, biological process: regulation of transcription by RNA polymerase II. The transcript is spliced from 4 exons.
AAAGAAAAAGAAAAAGAAAAGGGGGGCUUGGUUGUAAUUGAUGAAAAUUGAUUGUCCGCAUACGAGCGCCGGAGCCGCGUCUGAAAACACGGAGAAACAGAGGAUUAUUCUCCGCCUGCGAGCGUCUGUCGAUGGUGGGACUGUAGCGCACCAGGAGCUGCAGCAGCAGGGAUGAGGAUCCGGCUGCAGGGUCCCGGCCACGCUGCCAGCCUUCUCGCUGAGCUCAACCGCUGCCGCCAGUCACGUCGGUACUGUGAUGUGUUCCUACAAGUUGGGAACCGCACGUUCGCGGCGCACCGUGCGGUGCUGGCCUGCGCCGGGACGUACUUCCGCAGCCUGUUCACCCGGGCUCCGGCGUCGUCCACCGCCGCCUUCUCCCUGGAGUUUGUCUCCCCGGCAAACUUUGAGAAGGUGCUGACGUUCAUCUACACGGGGGAGAUCCUGACUGACCUCAUAGAUGUUGGGGUACUGUAUGAGCUGGCUGAGAGGCUGGGUGUCGGUGAACUGGUGAGGGCGUGUCACGCUAUCUUCCCUGACCUGCAAGCGUCUGUGUCUGCAAACUGCAAAUCCAGCAGUCCGGGAGACCUCACCUUGGACUCUGGCAUGGUUGCGGAUGCUUCCACGGUGGCGGCUGUUGGUGCGGCUUCUGUAUCCGCCUCGUCUGUGUGUUCGUCUGCCGCCUCCUGCUCGUCUCUGUCUUCGUCAGCUGCCCCGACUCCUGCUGCUCCCUCACCUAUCUUCCAAGCCAGGACAGCCAGGCCCAGCCGCGAAGCUCACACGGGGACUCUGACUCUAGACCUGAAGGCAGAAGACGUCCAGUCUCAUAUUGGCUACGGGCGGAUGGCAGCAGAUCAUCAACUGCCAGGAGGACAUCUUUUAACCAGCUCCAGUCAGAGUGAAAGCAUGCUGCCUGCGGGUCCUGUGCUCCAGCUGAAGACUGAGCAGGGGCUGGAGGAGGAGGCAGGAGGCAGCUGUGAGGAAGGCAACAGAGAUGGACGAAUGGUUUCUGAGAGCACAGGUGUCUCUCUGCCUCAGAGCAGCGACCCUGCGCCGUCCGACUCCUGCUCCUUCCCAGACUCUUCGGCUCAGCUCGGAGCUGAGGCCUGCGCCCCGACGUCAUCCUCAGGAGAGCCUCCAGGUGGCCUGCAGGUCGGGGCCGUGGGGGGCGGCGUGGUGGAGCUGCAGAGCGACAGCAGACUGAUGUUUAGAGAGAUGGAGGAGGUAGAGAAUGAGGAGGAGAGGGAGGCUCUGCAAAGUAACGGCGCAAUGGAUGGAACGGAGGAGGAGCAGUGGAGACAGCUGGCAGGUGAGAUCAUCGAGCUGAGCGACGAUGAGAACUUCAUGGAGGAGGGAGAUGAAGAGGAUGAUGAAGACGACCUUGUGUGUGUGGAGAACGGAGAUGGAGGGAACUCAAGCAGCCAGGUGGCAGGAGACAUGCUGUCCUGUAAAGCCUGCACGGUGCCUCUCCCAGCAGACCCGGCUGCCAUCAGAAGACACUCUGAGACCCACCUGACGGAGCUGGGGCUCUGCAGGGUGUGCGGGGCCUCGUUCCCGGACCGUGCUGCCGGCGUCGCCCACUCCCUCUCCCACGUCGGGGUGCAGCUCUUCACCUGUGACAUGUGUCACCUUCAGUUCUGCAGCCAAAGCAAACUGCUGCGUCACCACCACCAGAUGUCCUCCAGUUACACCAUACCACAGGGGGCGCUGACCAACAGCAACCAAGGUCUGAGCUCCGACCUGCAGUGUGCUGUGUGCACCAAAACCCUCAGCAAGGACUUCCAGACUGUCAAAGACCACCUGCUGAACCACGUGUGUCCUCAGAGCCUGAGCUGUGGAGUGUGUCACCUCCCCCAGCUCUCCCUGUGCUCCCUGCUGUGGCACGCCCUCGCCCACCUCUCUUUACCCGUCUUCACCUGCCCACACUGCGCCCGCUGCUUCGUGGAGCGCCCCCUCCUGGACAGACACAUGACUGCGCACGCCGAGGAGGCGACGGCGAAGGAGAGGGAGCGGUCGGAACUGAGGGCUUACAGAGUCGGGGGAGGAGAUGUGGCAGGAGUGGAAGAGUUGCAUUGCUUCCUUUGCCCGCAGACUUUCCGCUCCUCGUCUGCCUUUCAGUACCAUCUGAGCCUGCACACCAACGAGUCCCUGGGGAGUGGAGGAGGUGUUGGCAGCCAGGGCUGGUUAGGCAAACGUAAAGCUGACCAGUCUCUGGAGUGCCCUCCAUCUUCCUGCUCCUCCUCAUCUCCACGGGACGUCAGCGGCCUCGUUAAAAUGAGCAACCUGGGUCUCGGUCCAGGAAUUGGCUUCAAUAUACCAGAUAAGUUUUUUCAGGGGCCAGGACACAGCUUGUCCUCUGGGGUCCUGACCAACGGGAGCUCAGGUCAGGACGGAGGAGGCGGAUCAGCGGGAGUCCGUGGGAAAUGGUACAGGUGUCGCUACUGUGGUAAACGCUUCGCCCACUCGGGGGAGUUCACCUAUCACCUCCGCAUCCACACGGGGGAAAAACCCUACCAGUGCAAGGUCUGUCUGCGUUUCUUCAGAGGCCGCUCCACCAUGAUCUGCCACCUGAAGACGCACGCCGGCGCUCUGAUGUACCGCUGCACCGUCUGCGGCCUUUACUUCUCCACGCUGAAGCUGGUGUCAUCACAUAUGGAGCUCCACAAGGACCACCUGCCACCGGACUUCAACAUCGAGCAGACCUUCAUGUACAAUGAUCACUCAAAAGAACCGCUGCCCUCUGUGGACACCUGAUCGUCCUCUGAGCUUCUCCCUCUCUCUGACACCAACUCUGCGUCUGGUUGUUGUGGACCAUACACUGCAUAGACUGGGGCUGCAACUAAAAAAUACUUUCAUUAUCGAUUUAAUCGUUCGUUGAGCUGUCCAGAACUCUGUCAAAGAACAGUUAAAAACCCCAAAAUAUUGUUUAUGAUGAUAGAAAACUUAGAAAAGCAUAAAAGUCUCACAUUUCUGCUUCAUAAACAAAUUUAAGGUCCGUACCGACGAUCAAAACUCUUCUUUAAACAAAUUUGUAUCGCGGCUGACUAAUCGAUUAAUCGAUUGAGCUCCAUUAUAGACUUAGACGUUUAGAAUGUAGUGGACGUAUUAUCUGUCACUCGACCCCUUUGGAGGUUUAGUCUCUUUGAGAGAAGAUAAAAAAAGAAGCCACUUGGUGGCAGUGUAUCCUGUGGUGUGUCAGUGAAAGAAGGGAAGCCUGUGGGUGGUUGACUGUCAUGCAGGACUCUGCUUAUAUUAUAUCCAAACAAGUCUGUAUCUUUACAACUUAGGCAUCGGGAUAGGUUUUUAAUGUCAGUGGUUGAUGAUUACACUGUUAUUAAAGUAGCACCUCACUGUAGCAUAGAAAUUAUUUUCCUAUAUUUGCACUCGCUAUUUUCACACAGUUCGAUUUUUUUAUGUCCUUUAAGGUUUCGUGUUUCACUCCGUAGAUAACCAGCCGCAUGGAGAAGUGCAUUUCAUUUGUCUGUCGGUGAAACACAAAAACAUGUUUGUGUGAUGCUUUCGGUAAAAUGCCGUUCAGUCACAUGCUGCGUUCACCUGCUGAGAGCAUGUGAAACGUAUUGUUCUGUAGAAACAUGUUUAAGUGCCCAUCGCAUAUUCGUGUCUUACCUCAUAUUUAUGAUGACAGUGCAACUAUUUAUUAUUUUUUAAAUAUUGUUUUUGAAAAGAUAAAAUAAAUGCCUCGAGGAA